Molecule: messenger RNA, 963 nt
Organism: Morchella sextelata
Lineage: Eukaryota; Fungi; Ascomycota; Pezizomycetes; Pezizales; Morchellaceae
Exons: 1
Coding region: 1-963 (320 amino acids)
Biological process (GO): base-excision repair, AP site formation
Molecular function (GO): mismatch base pair DNA N-glycosylase activity
Source: RefSeq, a predicted model, not a curated record
AUGCCCCCGAAACGAAAAACACUCACCGAAUCAUUAGAGCAAAGCGAAGCUCAUGAAGACGCACCGCAAAAACCGCCACCGUCGUUCGGUGGCGCGCUCUCAAAGUUCGUUUUCUCCACCACCACCACUGCCGGCGGCGAUGGUGGAAGCGGCAGAACAACACGGAGCUCCACGAGAACUGUAUCCACCGCCCGAGUAGUCGCCGCUCGGCCCAAGCCCGCCGCCAAACCCGCCAAACCCGCGGCCGCCACCGCCACCGCCGCCGAAAAACCCAAAGACGAAGACACCGCCGCCGGCAGCACCAAAAAGAAGAAGAAGCGGCGCGCGCCCUCCGUCUACGCCCCGCCCUCAACGUACGCGCACCUCUCGCCCAUCCCCGACGCACUCGCACCGAACCUGAUCGUGCUCUUCAUCGGCAUCAACCCGGGUCUCACCUCCGCCGCGACGGGGCACGCCUUCGCCGCGCCCACCAACCUGUUCUACCGGCUGCUGCACGCCUCCGGGUGCACGCCUGACCGGCGGGUGGCGGCAUGCGAGGACCAGGGGCUGCCGGGGAGGUAUGGGCUGGGGCACACGAACCUUGUUGGGCGGGCGUCGCGGGACGCGGGGGAGCUGUCGCGGGCGGAGAUGGUGGCGGGGGUGGCGGAGCUGCGGGAAAAGGUGCGCAGGUGGGGGCCUGAGGCGGUGUGUUUUGUGGGGAAGGUGGUGUGGGAGACGGUGGUGAGGGAGGGGACGGGGAGGGGGGUGGGGAAGAUGUGGGAGUGGGGGUGGCAGGAGGGGGCGGCGGCGGAGGGGUGGAGGGUGGGGUGUAGGGUGUUUGUGGUGCCGAGUACGAGUGGGUUGGUGGCGGGGUAUAGUUGGGAGUUUAAGAGGGAGCUGUGGACAGUGCUGGGGGACUGGGUGCAGGAGAGGAGGAGGGUGAGGGGGAAGGUGGUGGCGCUGAAGACCGAGGAGGAGGAAUAG